AUGAGGGUGGCCCAGGAGCAGGGCAAGGUGCACCAGGAGAUGCAGGUCCUGGAGAAGGAGGUGGAGAAGAGAGACAGCGACAUCCAGCAGCUCCAGAAACAGCUGAAGGAGGCAGAACAUAUACUGGUGAGUACAGCGGAGCUGAGGAAAAAUGAGAAAUCCUAAAGAGACUAUAAAAUGGGUCACCUUUUAAUAGGCAAUUGGAACAAAACAGCACUUUGUUUCUGACUUUGAUUCAACCUAACCUUUUUACCCAAACCUCUCUUCUAGGCGACUGCUGUAUACCAAGCAAAGGAGAAGCUGAAAUCUAUUAAUAAGGCCAAAAAAGGUGAGCCUGAUUUUCACAGCAUUUGUCUGAGUAGCCGGAGAACUUUAUGAUAAAUACAACCAGAGAUAAUACAUGAAACUAAAAGUACUGUUGUCUUUCAGGGAGUAUCUCCUCAGAAGAGAUCAUCAAAUAUGCCCACAGGAUCAGUGCCAGCAAUGCAGUCUGUGCCCCUCUCAACUGGGUACCAGGUAUGUCAUGUUUCUGCCCAUUUGAGCUUCUGUUAUACUGUCUUCAAUGCCCUCUAUUACCCUAUUUUUCAAUCCCCAUCAAAGCUGUGACUGGCAUUCACAAUACUACUGUAAUUACUCUUCAAUCAACUUGAUGGCAUAUUCCUUAUAACAGGUGAUCCACGUAGACCUUACCCCACUGACCUGGAGAUGCGCAGUGGAAUGUUGGGUCACAUGAGCAACCUGCCAACCAAUGGCGUGAAUGGACACCUCCCUGGAGAUGCACUGGCAGCUGGGAGAUUGCCAGGUAUGCUUUCGGUUUGUGUGGUUCCUCCUUUCGACAAAUGGAAUCAACUGUUUUUGUCUUCUCCUAUGAUCUGUGUGUUUGAUAUGUUUCUGUGAAGUAUACUGUAAUACUAACCCUAUCACUGUUUAAUUACUCUUUCUUCCCUCCCCUCAUCAGAUGUGCUCACCCCCCAGUACCCCUGGCAAUCGUCAGAUGUCUCA
Molecule: messenger RNA, 1002 nt
Organism: Coregonus sp. 'balchen'
Lineage: Eukaryota; Metazoa; Chordata; Actinopteri; Salmoniformes; Salmonidae
Source: the annotation of a GenBank genome assembly